Nyctereutes procyonoides (raccoon dog) is the source of this 3109-nucleotide messenger RNA. It is a transcript of the gene TNFSF13B, whose product is annotated as TNF superfamily member 13b. Bases 732 to 1610 code for a protein of 292 amino acids. Gene Ontology annotation, cellular component: membrane. Lineage: Eukaryota; Metazoa; Chordata; Mammalia; Carnivora; Canidae. Gene Ontology annotation, biological process: immune response. The transcript has 8 exons. The record is from RefSeq and is a predicted model, not a curated record. Gene Ontology annotation, molecular function: receptor ligand activity; tumor necrosis factor receptor binding.
GACGGCGGCGGCCCCUCGGCUGGCGGAGGACGAUGAGGAGCGACGGAAGCGGCGCGGGGGGACGCUGCUGCGCGGCGCCGGCUUCCGUGUCCGCGGCCGAGUGCGCAGCCUGCGAGCGGGUCUAAUGUGUGUCCCCUGAUUGGCCUGGAAGCAAGAGCUAUAACAGAAGGCAUGUGUUACGUGACAUCUGACACAAAGGAGUCUGCUCACGCACUCACCUGAGAGAUCGGAGAACAGCUGCUUUGGGCGGCCAAGCAGCAGGAACGUCAGUGUGUUUUCCCCCUGCCCUCCGAAGCCAUGUGGCCCCGAGCAGAGUGGCUCCCGUCCUGCCACCGGCGGCUCUUCCGGUACCUGUCCAGCUGCCCCAAGUGUACUAGCCCAAACCCCAUGUCCUGUCAUACCAAUGGAUGCACGAGGCCCGUUUGUGUGUGUGUGUGUGUGUGUGUGUCUUAGAUGCGAUUAAAAUUCUUACAAAAACUGAAAGUGAAAUGAGGAAAUGAUUGGGCAAUCGAAUAGAAGGGCCAGUGCCAGGAAGACCUAUCAUACCGGGGGGGGCCCCGCGAUGCGGCCAGGCAGACGGAGGGAAGCUCAGGAGAGCUCUCCUGAGGGCGACCGCGGAGCCAGGCCAUGUAGUCCGUGUAGGACAUGAGCAAGCACAGCUCACAGGAAAUGAUCCAUUCCCUGCGCUCACUUACUCGAAAGGUCCAAACCUUCAAAGUUGCGGGAGUGCCAUGGAUGGUUGCACAGAAGGCCAGCAGUCACGCCUUUCUCCUUGCCUUGAGAGGGGAGAAGAAAUGAAACUGAAGGAGUGUGUCUCCAUCCUCCCCCUGAAGGAAAGCCCCUCUGUCCCAUGCUCCAAAGAUGGAACGCUGCUGACCGUGACCCUGCUACUGGCCCUGACGGCCUGCUGCCUCUCCGUGGUGUCUUUCCACAGGGCGGCUGCUUUGCAAGCGGAGCUGGGGAGCCUCCGGGCGGAGCUGCGGGAACAGCACACUGAGGCUGAGCGGCUGCCAGGCCCUCCGCAGGCCAGAGCCAGGGCCCCCAGGGCAGCCAUGCGGGAGACCCCAGCUGUCACCUCAGCUCUGAACGGAAUCUUGGCACCAUCCGCUGCAGGAGAAGGCAACUCCAGCCAAAGCAGCAGAAACAAGCGUGCCAUUCAGGGUCCGGAAGAAACAGUCACUCAGGACUGCUUGCAACUGAUUGCAGACAGUGACACACCUACUAUACGAAAAGGAGCUUACACAUUUGUUCCGUGGCUGCUCAGCUUUAAAAGGGGAAGAGCUCUGGAGGAGAAAGAAAAUAAAAUACUUGUAAAAGAAGCCGGUUACUUUUUCAUAUACAGUCAGGUUUUAUACACCGAUAACACCUUUGCCAUGGGACACCUAAUACAGAGGAAAAAAGUCCAUGUCUUUGGGGAUGAACUGAGCCUGGUGACUUUGUUCCGAUGUAUUCAAAAUAUGCCUGAAACACUACCCAAUAAUUCCUGUUAUUCAGCUGGCAUCGCAAAGCUGGAAGAAGGAGAUGAGCUCCAGCUUGCAAUACCGCGUGAGGACGCUAAAAUAUCACAAGACGGGGACGGCACGUUUUUUGGUGCAUUGAAGCUUCUGUGACCUACUUACACCUCGUUUGUGGCUGUAUCCCUUCUUUUCUCUGUACCUCUAAGGAGAAGACUCUUAACUGGAAACACCAAAAGGAAGAAAAACAGUAGUUACCGUAGCCUUCUCUGUGAGCUCUUUGUUUUGAUUCGCUGAAACUAGACCAAAACAGGAAAUUUAACAGACAACCACAGCCAAAGGGUGUCAUGUGAAUUAUGAGAAAUAGGGCCCAUUUAAGGAAAGAUAGAAGUAGGCUUCUCCCUAUAAUGCCAUGUUAAACAAUUUAGUCCUAGCUUCUUGACCUGGAGGAAGCACAGGCUGCAAAAGAGCAAGAAUCAUUUCUUCCAAAACGGCAUUUCAUCACUGCUGCACACCAACUGCCGGCGUCCACAGGACUUUAGGACAUGUGGGAACUCUCAGGUCCAUCCUCUCUCUUCGUGUGCAAUCUGCCAGUCUCUUUCAGUUAAUAUUGUAGAAAGUAAGAAAAACAAACAAAUCUUGCACUUAACACAUGAAAAAAGUAAUUAAAAGCUUACAUUUAAAUAUAUUAAGCAGUUGGACUUCAAAUUCAGGUACUAUUUAAAUUCGUCUGGUUUACUUCAAGUGUGCAGUUUUUACCUGUAAUAUUAUGUAUCACCUGAUGGAGCACCAGAUAUUUUUCAUAGGAGGGAGGUAAUUCUCUCGUGUAUCUGCACCUGAUGUAUUUUUUCGUAGCUGAUUUCAUUCACUUCAGAAAUUUUACUGUGGGGUAAUUCCAAUUAUUACGCAUACGAGCAUUAGGUGGGAAAAAAAAGCCCAGCUAUAAUUGUUCUUAUGUAAAAAUAAAAUCUCCCAAGAGAAGUUAAUGAAUACAUUUAUAACAAUGGAAUAUAUUUGCCCUUUAUUUCCUAUUCUUCUGUUUUGAACUGCUGCUAUUAUCACAGCCUUUACAACAUACUCCUGUGAUUAGCUUUACAGAAGUGGAGGUUUCAUUAAAGUUCUUGGCUUCCUUAAGGGUGAGCUGAGCUGUGUGCUCAGGAUGCGCCAGGGACAUCACCCUCAUUUCAGUCUAAUAGACAAUCAUAUUUGCAAAUGCUGUCAUAACUGUCCUUAGAACAUCAGUUUCCCUAUUCUGCUUGUCUUUUUUUGUUGUUGUUAAAUGUCAUCGGUUUAAGGAGUUUACUCCAUUAAACAAUUUCCUUCUCUAGUUGAAGCAGUAGAUGGAAAACAAUAGACCUGGCUCUACACUCAUUUUCUCCAGUCUACAUUAAAAUGUUUUUAAGAAUAUGCUUUUCACAACAGAACAAAAAACGAUUUGUACUUUGUGUCUAAGAUUAAACUUUGUUUAAAACUCUGAUUAGUACAAUUUUGGCUUUUUUGGUUAAAAUCAAAUAUAUUUUGCAACUUACUUUGUUUUACAAUAUUAUAAUCUGAAUGCAGGACGUAGGUGGAGCAGGAGUCCUGAUCCGGGGGGUGAGUCAUUUUCCUAGUGUUGCUGCUAAGUUGAAUCGCCAAAUAAAAAACUUCAAUUUCUU